Molecule: messenger RNA, 703 nt
Organism: Vitis riparia (riverbank grape)
Lineage: Eukaryota; Viridiplantae; Streptophyta; Magnoliopsida; Vitales; Vitaceae
Product: auxin-responsive protein SAUR71-like
Exons: 1
Coding region: 85-480 (131 amino acids)
Biological process (GO): response to auxin
Source: RefSeq, a predicted model, not a curated record
UCUCCCUACUCUCCCCCUCAAUUCCAUCAUUUGCUCUCCCAACACUCUCAAACUCCUCCCUUUCAUCUCAAAUUUCUUCCAGCUAUGAAGAAGUUGAUCCGCCGCUUGUCGAGAGUCUCCGAUUCCUCACAGUACUGCCUCCUCCGAUCCGACUCCCGAUCCGCCACCCGCACCCGCCGCUCCGAGAGCUUCCGCACGGCCAAGCUCCGCCGUCCCCUCAGCGCCGGUGGAGUCCCCCACGGCCACCUCCCGGUCUACGUCGGAGAGGAGAUGGAGCGGUUCAUCGUGAGCGCCGAGUUUCUUAACCACCCGGUCUUCGUCAAUCUGUUGAAUAAAUCGGCGCAGGAGUACGGGUACGAGCAGCAGGGCGUUCUGCGGAUCCCUUGCCACGUCCUCGUCUUUGAGCGAGUCCUUGAAGCACUCCGGCUUGGCGACGAGGCGGGAGAUUUGCAAGAGCUCGUGAACUCGGAGUGUCUCUGAGUUUUGUUACUUCAAUCGAUGAGUUUUCUUGAACGAGGUUUUAGAAUAGAUGUGAUAUCAGAUCGUUUUUUUUCUUUCUCUGUAAAUAUGCUUUGCGAUCUUCAGAUCAAGGGGAAAUUUAGCCUUCCUUCAAGCUGUUCGAUGUUUUUUUUGGUUGUUUGGUGUAAAGUGAAGAUACUCUCGUUACUGAAACGGCAAUCGAGAUACCUAUUUUAUUCUUUCU